Hydractinia symbiolongicarpus is the source of this 687-nucleotide messenger RNA. RefSeq names its product zinc metalloproteinase nas-1-like. The transcript has 3 exons. Gene Ontology annotation, molecular function: metalloendopeptidase activity. The record is from RefSeq and is a predicted model, not a curated record. Bases 1 to 687 code for a protein of 228 amino acids. Lineage: Eukaryota; Metazoa; Cnidaria; Hydrozoa; Anthoathecata; Hydractiniidae. Gene Ontology annotation, biological process: proteolysis.
AUGUCUUAUUCUUUAAAGGAUCGGGGCCGGCAGCUCCUCUCUAUUGGCAAAGAAUGUGAGAAUAUUAAAACUGUUCUUCAUGAAAUUGGACAUGCUAUUGGUUUUUUCCACGAACAAUCCCGAUCAGAUCGAGAUUCUUACAUCAAAGUUAUGAAAGAUAAUUUUAUAGAGAAAGAUUCAAGGUUUGAAAACCAGUUUUAUGUAUUUAAAACCGCGUCAGAUAGUAUGGGAUAUCCUUACGACUUUGAGUCAAUUAUGCACUACCCUGGAGAUUUAGGGGCAAAAAAUGGAACGAAAACGAUGGAAAUAUUGGAAAAAUACCGAUAUCUAAACUUUACACUAGGGAUGAAAGAAGAUUUAACUUUUUUGGAUAUUGCCCGAGCUCGAGCUAUGUACAAAUGCAAUAAGAUUCCUAGUCCAGAAAGCAAAAUGGUCUGUGUUAGCAGGAAAACAAAAGGUCGUGAUUACAGAGGGAAGUUGGAUUACACAGAGAAAGGUGUUAUGUGCCAACCCUGGAAUAAGAAGUAUCCGCAUUCUCAUAAUUACAGUUUGUCAACCAACGAAGACGGACUUGGUGAACAUAAUUAUUGUCGCAAUCCAGCUGGCAAACGAAAACGUCCAUGGUGUCUUACAACUCUAACGAAUCAUAAAUGGCAAUACUGCGAUUUAAAAUUAUGUCAAAAUUGA